Polypterus senegalus (gray bichir) is the source of this 2494-nucleotide messenger RNA. Its product is annotated as eukaryotic peptide chain release factor subunit 1. The record is from RefSeq and is a predicted model, not a curated record. Gene Ontology annotation, molecular function: translation release factor activity, codon specific; sequence-specific mRNA binding. Gene Ontology annotation, cellular component: translation release factor complex; cytosol. The coding region runs from base 149 to 1462 and encodes 437 amino acids. The transcript has 11 exons. Gene Ontology annotation, biological process: cytoplasmic translational termination. NCBI's taxonomy places the organism in Eukaryota, Metazoa, Chordata, Cladistia, Polypteriformes, Polypteridae.
CUGGGGUGCGGAGUUUCGGAAGGCCAGAUGCCAAGGCCCGACUCCCCGAACUGAGUUAGCAGCGCCGGUUCAGUACGGGUGAGGCCAGGCGGUGGGGCCUGACCGAGAGAGCGGGAAAGGCGCAGGUGCUGAAGCGAUAACAGGAAAGAUGGCGGACGACCCGAGCGCAGCCGACAGAAACGUGGAGAUCUGGAAAAUCAAGAAGCUCAUCAAAAGCUUGGAAGCGGCGAGGGGAAAUGGCACCAGUAUGAUUUCCCUGAUUAUUCCACCCAAAGACCAGAUCUCACGAGUCGCAAAGAUGUUGGCAGAUGAAUUUGGCACAGCAUCUAACAUCAAAUCCAGAGUAAACCGAUUGUCUGUUCUUGGGGCCAUCACAUCCGUACAGCAGAGGCUUAAACUUUACAACAAAGUGCCACCAAAUGGUCUAGUCGUGUACUGUGGAACAAUCGUUACAGAAGAAGGCAAGGAAAAGAAGGUCAACAUAGACUUUGAACCCUUCAAACCCAUCAACACAUCUCUCUACCUAUGUGAUAACAAAUUUCAUACGGAGGCCCUUACUGCACUGCUAUCAGACGACAGUAAAUUUGGCUUCAUCGUGAUUGAUGGCAGCGGAGCCCUGUUUGGUACACUCCAGGGAAACACCCGAGAGGUGCUGCACAAAUUUACUGUUGACCUGCCGAAGAAGCACGGCAGAGGAGGCCAGUCUGCACUGCGAUUUGCUCGAUUGAGAAUGGAGAAGAGACACAACUAUGUACGGAAAGUUGCUGAGACAGCAGUCCAGCUGUUUGUUUCCAAUGACAAGGUCAACGUUGCCGGCAUGGUGUUAGCUGGGUCUGCAGAUUUCAAGACUGAACUUAGUCAGUCUGACAUGUUUGAUGCGAGAUUGCAAGCCAAGGUUCUGAAGUUAGUUGACAUCUCGUAUGGAGGCGAGAAUGGGUUCAACCAGGCCAUUGAGCUCUCGGCGGAGGUCCUGUCCAAUGUCAAGUUUAUUCAGGAAAAGAAACUAAUCGGGAGAUACUUUGAUGAGAUCAGCCAGGACACGGGCAAGUACUGCUUUGGAGUGGAGGAUACCCUGAAGGCUCUGGAGAUGGGCGCAGUGGAAAUUCUCAUUGUUUACGAAAACUUGGACAUCAUGCGCUAUGUUCUUCGCUGCCAUGGAACAGAGGAGGAGAAGGUGCUGUACCUGACACCAGAGCAAGAGAAGGACAAAUCCCAUUUCACAGACAAGGAGACCGGACAGGAGCACGAGCUGAUCGAGAGCAUGCCCCUGCUGGAGUGGUUUGCCAACAACUACAAAAAAUUUGGAGCCACGUUGGAAAUUGUGACGGACAAGUCGCAGGAGGGCUCGCAGUUUGUCAAAGGCUUUGGUGGGAUUGGAGGCAUCCUCCGAUACAGAGUUGAUUUCCAGGGAAUGGAGUACCAGGGAGAUGACGACGAGUUCUUCGAUUUGGAUGACUACUAGGUAGUCGAGAUCAGGCCUCGCGAUUCCCUCCCACAGACCGAGCAGAACAGAACUUAACGAGAGUCAAAAGCAAAGAUCCCUGCCUUAGAACACAAACAUUUCCCAUUGGAUAUUCCCGCCAUGUAGAUCUCCACGAUUGUAACGGUGUCGAUGCAGCAGCAAAUGCGCACUCUUACUACUGUCCCCCGUACAGCAACUCUGGACUUCAUUUCUCAGAUUCGUUUUUAUUUUUACUGCCUUUGGUUGCUGUUGUAUUUUAUGAAAGUCACAUUUUUUUACCUCUGUAUGUGGAGGCAAAGUGUAUUAAAUUUGAACUGCUAAAAAGAACCUGAAAUAGUCGGGCGUCCCAUUUCAUCAGCGGGCACUGGGUGGGGGUGUAGGCUCCGAUUAGGACCAAGGAUGGCAGUCUUAUGUAAAUAGGAUCAAGAGGACGAUGCCAGCUUUCUCUUCAUAGCAUUUUCACCGCACCGUGUGCCCCUGCGUAACUUAAGAUUAUCUUUAGGUGUUGGCACAGGUUUCGGUCAGCAAGCCGCGAGAUAAGUUACCCUACUAGUGCUUUGAGGUGCCGUCUGCCCCCCCAUGACACGCGCCGUCCCUCCACAGCCUCGCCGUCUUCAUCGUCACAUUUCCUUUUCAUUGCACUCUGCAGGUUGUCCCGAGAACCAGCAUGAGCUUGACGUUCGGCCUUUGUCAUUCUGCUGUCACUGUCGACAUUGUUAAUGUCCCACCAAGUGCACUUACCGUACAUGCAGGGCCAGGUCUGUGAGGAAUGGUGCGGGCGUCUCGCCCGGCGAGGGUCUGGCGGGACACACUCAUUUAAAAAUGCCGAGGCGUGGAUGGGUACGACCCUGAACAAACGUUGAAGCGAGCGAGCGAGUCAUUCCUUUCAUUCUGCUUUAAAGAAAUGAGUUCAGUGCCAGCCGAAGCGAGUCGCUGGCAUUUGUGUGGGCUGUUUAGCCGGCCAGUGGACACGACUGGUUUGACUGUGCUGUGAGCCAAUUUCCUGAUUUCAAUAAAGUUUUAUGAAACCGA